This is a messenger RNA of Uranotaenia lowii, 663 nucleotides long. RefSeq lists its product as uncharacterized. The transcript is spliced from 2 exons. NCBI's taxonomy places the organism in Eukaryota, Metazoa, Arthropoda, Insecta, Diptera, Culicidae. Bases 1 to 663 code for a protein of 220 amino acids. The record is from RefSeq and is a predicted model, not a curated record.
AUGGCCGCUUGCGAACGGAUUCGGUUUUGGGCAUUGGGGAGUUUGUUGCUGAUGAGUUUAUUUCUGACGGAAAUAAGCUGCGAGAAAUUGGUCAAGAAUGACGUACAGCCUGUGGAAGGCCGACUGCAGUCCUACGAUUCGUACUGGUACAAUGAUGUCUAUUACUGGUGGCCGUGGUUCAACGACAUGGCAACGGUAAUAAUGAUCAAGCUGAAGAUCGCUAUCGGAUUGGCAGCCAUAUACGCCUUCGGAGAUGGGUACUAUUGGAAGAAGUUCAAAGGCAGCAAACACGAGGGUGAGGAGAUCCUUGCAAGAUACCCGUGGACCAAUCAAAAUUAUUACAUCGAGGAAACGGUUGCUCCGAAAAAAUGCUUCUGGGAUUUUCUGAAAGGUUGGGGACAUCGAUACGCUCGGUCUUUGCAGAAUCAGGAGCCGGAUUUUGCAGAUUGGAUGUUCAAUGUGAUGGGUGUACCCGAGGGUGACUGCCGGAAGCGGAUUGUUUGUGAGCUGGAUUUUGAUGCCGGCAGGAAUCGUUCGGCGGGAUCCAAAUUUGAAUAUGAUUUGUUUAAAAAUUAUAGAGCGAAAAUUCCAUCCAGAAGAGAAGACUGUGAAACUACUUUUAACCGAUGUCGAUUGGUGAAAAAUAGUAAAAAUAAAACAUAG